AUGCCCACCCCAAUGUUUACUUUAACAUCAGAAAUGGCGGCACAGGUUCUGAUGAAAAGGGGGAAGAGGACUUUAGCAACACAAAUCAAAGUAGAGUGCUGUCGACAAAAUGGACAACAGUUAAAGGAAUUGUUAGACUUUCUCCUGGCUCCCUCGCGGCAAAUAGAUGAUUUUGAGACGUUGGAUUGGUGCAGAUGGCUAAUAGCUGGUGGACACACGUUCGACGAAUUCUCCAAAACAGUGCGACAGUAUGACAACGCUGCCACCUGCGGCUUGGUCUGGACAGCCAAUUUUGUGGCGUACCGGUGCAGGACGUGUGGUGUCUCUCCAUGUAUGUCCCUGUGCUCAGACUGCUUCCAGGCAGGCAAUCACGUAGGCCAUGACUACAACAUGUUCCGUAGCCAGGCAGGUGGAGCCUGUGACUGUGGCGAUGUUAGUGUCAUGAAUCCCGAUGGAUUUUGCCCCCGUCACGGACCUGAUCGAGUACCCAAACACACCCACUGCCCUGAUGAUCUGCUCGCUGUGGCAGAAGUCAUGCUUCCCAAGGUGUUCCUACGUCUGGUACAUCACCUCAGAGACAACAGUAAACCAGAGAUGAUGGGCACGUAUCAGAUUGUGAUGCAGGAGGCCGAGCGUUUUCUAGCCUUCCUGCACAGUCUGAGUGACAUGGGCGCUGCCAUGAGGAAGGUGAUUACUCAGGCCCUCACUGACGAGGGACAAUACAAGACAUUCACGCAAGUGGAGGAGAAAGAGGAUGGCUCUAACAUGUACUAUGUGAGCAGCCAGAAUAACUACCAGACAGCUGUCAGCAUGAUGAAACACCCGGAAGGCUGGAGGAGUAUGAAGAGAGGCUGGAGGAGUAUGAAGGUAAGGAUCAGCAUGAUGAAACACCCGGAGAGGCUGAAGGAGUAUGAAGGUUCGGGCCAGUGUGGUGAACACCCGGAGAGGCUGGAGGAGUAUGAAGAGAGGCUGAAGGAGUAUGAAGGUUCGGGUCAGUGUGGUGAACACCCGGAGAGGCUGGAGGAGUAUGAAGAUGUGCCAGGUCUGAGUCAGCACCUACAACACAACUGUUUACUGGAUGAGUUAGUGUUCUGGAUGGUCAAGUAUGAGUUCCCACAGAAGAUUGUCACUCUCUUACUCAGCCUCCUGCCUGAUGACCGCUACAAGGAAGCUUUCACGCGUUCCUUCGUCAGCCAUUAUAGCCGGAUCUCCCUAGUCCUGGUCAGCGCGAAUGACCGUCUAUCCGUGGCUAACAGAGUUGUCCACAUCAGCGUCCAGCUCUUCAGUAACGAACUGUUGUCAAAGAAAAUGGCUGAUGAAUUGAACUUGGUGUACAUCCUGGUACUUAGCCUGACAAGAAUGAUAGAGUACAUGUUGUCUGACAGCUGCUUACAAGAUCCAGACCAUAAUUUCCACAUGGUGGUUGACUGUGGCCAAGCUGCAAUGAAGGACCACUGCUAUUGGCCAAUUGUCAGUGACCUUAUCAACCUCCUCACACACAAGAGUAUUGCAGAGAGCUUUAUGUUAGAUGAACGGCUGAUAAAACUCUGGCUUGAAACUGUCACAUAUUUCCAAGGAAUGAACUUGAAUCAAAGGGAGCUAACUCAGCAUGUGGAGUUUGAGCCUGACACCUACUAUGCUGCAUUCUCAGCGGAGCUGGAGAUUGCCUCCUCUCCUAUGUGGGCAUUAGCCAGCCACUGUAAAGAUAAGUCUACUGCAGGGCAGACUAAGCAAAUCAUCAGGACAUGCAUUGAAGCUCUUCAGGACUGGUUUGAUGCUAUCAACUGUAAGGACUCUACCAAGGCAAAGCCGUACCAGUUGACUUUCCAUCUGCCACUCCAUCGACAUCUAGCCAUUUUUCUGGUCCAUGCCAUUCAGUACCAGGAUGUGCCCCCUGAGAGUGUUCUACCGUCUGAGAGAAUGCUGAAAACCAUCAUGAUCCAUCCUCUACAGAUACAGGUGGGGGUGACAGAGAUCUACAGCGGGAUGUGGGUGAGGAAUGGCCUACAGAUCAAAGGGCAAGCGAUGACCUAUGUACAGUGUCAUUUCUGCUACUCCAUGGUUGACGCUGACAUCUACCUGCUACAGGUGUGUGCCUCACGCCUUGAUCCAGAUUACUUUGUACAGACUGUAUUAGACAGAUUCCACCUGCAGGACUGGUUGACGCUGACACCCAGUGGCGGGAAGUCUCGCUACAAGCUGAAUGAGGAGCAUCAGUUGUCCAUGGUAGAGGGAGCUCUUUGUACACUGUGUAUGCUGCAGUCCGUCAGGACAAACCUGGGGAUGGAUGAGAGGGAGCUGGUGAGGCUGGAGAUGGCCACCUUACUUUGUGUAGGGGACAGAACUCACAGCCAGCUGUCUGACCUCAUGCCAGAAAAGUCUGGGAUGUCUGGGCUAGGCAAGGAACUGUUUGAACCCACGCUUAAAGAGAUUUCAACGUACAAAGCUCCCAACUUUGAGGCAGGAGGUGGUAUGCAGCAGGGAACGUAUGUCCCUAAAGAUUAUCUCUGGAAAUCUGACUUCGACCCACUCCAUGUGUUUCUGCGAUCUGUCCACAGGAAAGACUUCCAGUCUGCCAUGGACAGAUACACUGACUAUUUACGUCAGCAUGACCUGUACAAAGGCAAGAGUUCACCCUGGCCGCCUUUCCGAAUGCCUGGCCCUAUCCUGAGCCAGUAUGCGGGCCUGCGAAGAUUCCUUCACUGUAAAACUCUACACGGUUUCAUAUUCACCGUCUUACUCAAGGCCCUGAAAGAGCCAACCUGUACAGAGAGUAUCCUGUAUUUCUGUAUUUACCUGCUGGAGUUAGCAGUCACACUUCCUCCUGUAGAUGCCACAAAACGGACUACCACUGUACCAGACCAGGUCCAUGACUGCCAGUAUAUAGAAUGGUUCCCCUCCAACUCCAUCAGUUAUAAUGUCAGACACGUUGUCAAGGAAGUCUUGGUAGCCACACCCACAGCCGACGCAGAGGGCUCCACCUCGGCAACCGUUGACAUGGAAACGUCGAGUCUUGAGGAAAUGUUUCACUUGACUCCCAGUGUGAUCUCAAGUAGUGCUGGCCCUCUGACCUCUGCAUACACAGGUGUCAUGCCUUCAAUAUCCCCAGCAAUGGCGCCCCUGAUAGUGGCGCCCCCUGGUAGUGGCAGUCUGCAUUUGGCCACACUAAAACAGCCAGAGCCUAUAAAAUAUGAGAGUAAAGGAGUGUCAACAGACUCGCUGGAGAGCAACCUCACCCCUGUGACUAUAAAUGAGAGCAUCGUCUCUCUUCUGAUGAAACUUCAUGCCAAGUUCUCGGAGAAGAAGUGCUUGUAUGUCCCUGGGAAGCAACAGAAGAAACGCAACGUUGGUGACACAGCGGGAAGUGCGACGGACAGGGGUGCCCCCUCAGAGGGGCACAGUCGGGUCGGUGACGCCGCAUAUUUUAUAGAGUGUGUGUUGGAUAAGAUAGGAGGACUAAGCACGGAAUGUAAUAAACACUUGGAGGAAGUGUAUACAAAGAUGUGUCCUAAGGCAGAGGCCAGUAAACCUGCAACUGGGAAGAGUCCAACAGACCCUGAAGAAAAGAGGCGGAAAGCCCGGCAGCGCCAGCAGAAGUUAAUGGAGCAGUUUGCAUCCAAACAGAAAGCGUUUAUGGAACAAAACAUGGACACUGAGGCAGACUUGAGCGAAGAUGCAGCAGACAGUAGUUCCCAGGAGCCCAAGUACGAGGAGAAGACGUAUGACUGUGUAAUCUGUAACCAGAGCUCGCCUUCCACAAAUGAGCGUCCAAUGGGAUUAGUCGUCUUACUUCAGGCCACAAGUAUUUUGGGUCACCGCCUGCAGUUACCACAGCCCAAGACGCUGCCUGUAGGGGAGGGAAGGAGAACAGCCCCUCGCCACACGCAUUGCUCUGAGGUGUUUAACAACAGGCUCGACAAGAUGCUGGAGCACUUUGAAGAGGCUCACUGUCAGAUGUCCGUGAACAUCGGCUGGGAGGGAGGGGUACACGUUCAAAGCUGUGGACAUUACCUACAUCUAGACUGUCACAGUUCUUAUGUGGAGUCUCUUAAGUCUCAACACUUUUCACAGAACCUAAAUGUGGCCAAGGGAGAGUACGGCUGUCCUCUGUGUCGACAACUAGCAAAUUCUGUCAUCUCAAUUGUGCCACAAGAACUCAGCUCAUUGGUCAGACCUGUGUCACAUGACCCUCAUCAAAUGGUCCUUGACCUGGGACACUUGAUGGCAAAACGACCCAUCACACCUGGUUCAUCCAGGCUGACAAAGUCGAUGGGUAGCAUGAUGGAAGACCUGACAAACACCACGUACUCUAUCUUCAAAACUUACACCAAGUCACCCACUUCAGAGAGUGUCUUAUUGUUUGUCUGCUCUGUGGCAAGGACAAAUCUCGAGCUGGAACUGUUGGUAAGGGGAGGUAACUUGAUGCUGUCAUCCUCGGUUUCCAGGAAAGCCAGUUUUUUGCCACUUGUGCAUGUCUUGGGAAUGCACAGUAAGAUUCUGAUCAGUGGACCGUACACAGAAUUGUGGUCACACCUGACCGGUGUUAUACUUAAUGAGCAGGCCUCUAGCAGUGUUCAGCCGUACCGUGUGGGGGUUCCUUACUUACUCUUGAAAGACAUGACAUCACUACUCAUUCAGCUGGUCCUUACACUGCCAGCUACCAUAGAAAAGGAACACUACAGCUGCCUGGUUCAGAUGCUUUACAACGCUGUGUUUGUUCAAUCUCUGGCUGCCCUCACCUGUAAGUUUACAGACGAAGAGAGAGCCGCAUGGCGUACCAAGGGCAGAAAUGCAAAGAGCUCUCAGCUGGAAAGCCUUCUGAGUCAUGUGAUCACACGCCUAGAGUGUAGCAGGCUGUACGAUGAUGCUGACAUGGAAAUGGAACAUAAAAUACCUGCUAUUUGCCAGAGUGUGUGGUCCCCUCAGUGUGUUGAAUCCAGUUUGCAGGAGAAUUGUCUGCCUUUCCUGAGACUUGCCUCUCUGCUGCAGACCCAUCUCUUCUCAGAGGAUCUAUCAACAGCAAAACCCAAGCAGACAGAGUUUCAGCUGCUAACCUCUUACCUGCAUCUGGUCAGACAAGACCUGAGUGGCCCCCGAGGAUCAGAAGUGAACUACCUCAGACUGUGUGCACUGGGCGGUGAACGAGCCCCUCACAUUGACAAGAAGUUAAUUAUGGCUAAUAAACUAACAAGCCUCUUGUCCACAAACCCUGUGUGGCAUGGCCCCCGUCUCAUGGCUUUGCCUCACCAGUACUACAAGAUCUUCCAGCACUACCGUAAUAAGCAGUGUGGGGGUUGCAGCAACGUCCCUAAGGACCCUGCUAUAUGUCUGGUGUGUGGACGCUACCUCUGCUUCAAACAGGCUUGCUGUAGUUCCCAGCAACAGCGCAUCUUCGAAUGUGUUGAGCACUCCAUCGAGUGUGGGGCAGGCACAGGUAUUUUCUUGCUGGUCAACUCGAGUGUGAUCGUGGUGGUGCGUGGCCCCAGGGCCACCCUGUGGGGCUCAGUCUACCUGGACGAGCAUGGAGAGGAGGACAGGGAUCUAAAGCGUGGCAAGCCUCUGUACCUGAGCGAAGACAGAUACCACCUACUGGAGACACAGUGGCUCUCUCACACCUUUGAUCAUGCCUGUAAGCGCUGGAUCUGGCACCAGGACCGUCUCUAACCCUUGUGAGAUGAGCUGCCAACAGCAACUGUUGUGAACAGGUGUGCAGUUGUUAAUAUGUCAAGGUCAUGUGUGCUUAUCAACAGCAGCUGAUGUGGAGGCGGUGUCGCAACGGUCUGCGUCUUUGUUAGCCUAAGCAUAACUGGUGGUACUCUGUGACUGGAAGUUCAAAUCUGGUUGUCCAAAAGAUGUGGCUGAAAGAGACUAUACCUUACCGGAAAUGUUUGGCAAAAAAUCAUGUCAUGAAAAGUCCAGUUGAGUGUUUUAGAAUAGUCCAAGUAAUUACCUUGCACAACAUAUUUACGUCCUCUGUGCACUUGUUACCAUUCAGAUUUGGUAAUAAGGUUCUUAAAAUUUAUAAAGCAGGUCACAUUGUAACUUGUUCAAACUUAAGAAUCAAUAUAAAAAGUACAGGUGCAAAUCUGACAUUUAUAAAAAAGGAAUAUUUUGAGCUAUUCUUGGUAAAUACAGAAAAUUUGAUUAGGCUGCUGGUAACAUAUAUGGACUUUUUUUUUUUGGCAAAAAUCUCAAUCAAAGCCUCUUUAAUUGUACCAAGCAUAUAUUAUCAAUGGUAAAACCUAGCUUUUUGCCCAUAUUUGAUAAACUCUUGAUCAAGCUGUCCAGUCAGCCAUCAUUCAGCCAGAGAUAUUCUUUUGUCGAUGGUUACCUUUGAAGCUGUAGUAUAUGUGUUUUAAUGUGAUGAAAAGAACUGCAGUACAUGAUCUGAUCGUCUCUGUCCAUGCUGGGUGGGAAUUGGGGAGGGAUGAGGGGACUUCUAAUAGAUUUGUACAUGUUGUAAAUUUUAGCUACAGUUUGAUGGGGGACAGGUUCUUUUAUUUUAGAAGAAUUUCUUUUCUGGAAAUGAGAAUCAAAAAAGGUUUGUAAUUUUACUCAUACAGAUGGUUGAAAGGAGAAACUGUUUUUGGUGAGUUGCUACUUCAGUGAGUUGUUUGCAGUGACUAUAUCGUACUUGUUUGUUUGCCAUGACUGGAGACAAUUGAGCAGUUGUUGCUGAUUUCCUGUUGAAUCAAAGUGUAUACACAUUGUAUUAUGUACAACAGAUAGCCAUUAACCAGAAAUAUGUAACAGGUCAUUACGUCACGUCCACGUCCACAACAUUGACACAGUUUCUUAAUGGUUUCUGGAAAAGACACAGGGGUUGUUGCAAUGAUAUAACAUCUAAAUAGUAGCACCUCUGUGUGUGGAAUUGAACAGUGGGGAGCAUUUCUGGCCUGAAGUCACUGGGCCCCAUUGUUCUAAAGUGUAUUAGCCAAUAUAAAAGAGCAACUUUCAUUGCGAUUUAUGCACAUUAAUAAUUAGAUUUUGGAUACAAAACGAUAUUACUUAGGUUGGCCAAUUUCAAGGCUUCACAAAAGUAUGUCUUUAUCAUUCAGCACAGAAUAAUACCUUCAAAAUAUGCUUGAAUAAACACCUUGCUAACAUGCGAAAAGGGUGGAGAAUUACAAUAAGUCAUAUUACGUAUUCACGACUUAAACAAAACCCAGUAACCAAUAGAGUUGCAAUAGCAGCAGAUUUAGUUCAUAUUUAAUUAUACUGUCAAACAAUUAUGUUUGGACAGGGAAUAAAACUGCAAGAUUUGGCUCAAAGUUAAAUCUGGUCUUAAAACAGUUUUGAACAACUGGGCCCUGGCACCGGGCUGAAACCUUAAGACCUGUAUUCCCCUAAUACGAAACAAUGAACUUUAGUCCAUACUAAAGUUAAUACCCGACUUAACUGGUAAUACACUUUCGAGUAACUGGGCCCAGGAGCCAAAGCUGUGUUGUGUUUCAUGUAGG
Liolophura sinensis is the source of this 7460-nucleotide messenger RNA. Its product is annotated as E3 ubiquitin-protein ligase ubr3-like. Gene Ontology annotation, cellular component: ubiquitin ligase complex; cytoplasm. Gene Ontology annotation, molecular function: zinc ion binding; ubiquitin protein ligase activity. Gene Ontology annotation, biological process: protein ubiquitination; ubiquitin-dependent protein catabolic process via the N-end rule pathway. NCBI's taxonomy places the organism in Eukaryota, Metazoa, Mollusca, Polyplacophora, Chitonida, Chitonidae. The record is from RefSeq and is a predicted model, not a curated record.